GAAAAACCUUGGUGAUACCCCGAUCAGAAAGCUCGCUCGCGCCAUGGCGUCCCGCCGCUGAGCGGCCAGCGGAAUGAGUGAGGAGCCGAACUUGACGAUCCCAUGAGUGGGAAGACCUGGUUGGCGGCACGGCUGGCCAAUGCCUCCACCCUGCAGAGCUUAUGCGAGGCAGUGGAAUCUUCACCUCGAUACCUUUGGAGCUCUGAACUGCUUACCACCGCCUGGCACACGGCUGCCACGCUGACGACCAGUCCUGGGGUGAGGACCUCACUGCAGGCGGAGUCGUCCAGGCGGCUUUUGGUGCGGCUGCUGGCGGAGCAGCGGCGGUUGCGGCCAGACUUUGACGCGCGAAGCAUGGCGUGCAUGGUUUGGGCCUGGAGCAAGCUUCGGGUCAAAGAGAAGGACCUCAUGGACGAUCUCAGUGAGCGCUUUCCAGGACAAGUGCUUCAAUUCAGCACAAAGGAUCUUUCAAGGCUGAUCUAUGGCUUAGCUCAAUUGCGGCACCGUUCGGGACCCCUCGUCCCUGCAGCUGGCGAUGUGCUCGCGCAGCGGAUGGACGAGUCCAAUAGCCAAACUGUGGCGAAUGUGAGCUAUGCAUUUUGUUUGAUGAAGCUGAAGCACCGGAACUUCUUCACCAGCCUAGCUGAGAAGAUGCCUGAUCGCAUGAAUGAGUUCAAACCUCAAGAGCUCUCGAUCUUGGUCUACUCCUGUGCACUGCUUCGUGUCCGGAAUGACCGGUUGCUCGGAGCUGUGUGUGAAGAGGCUCGUGGACGUCUCUCGGAAUUCAGCCCACAGAACAUCUCCAACCUCCUCUACGGAGUGGGUUUGCUGCAAUUUCUCAGCCAACCCUUCUUGCAUGACACCUGCUCGUUCUCCUCCGUGCGGAUGAGUAGCUUCUCAGUGCAGGGCAUCUCCAACAUGACAUAUGCCUUGGGAUUGCUGGGCUACCAGCAUCCCAUGUUUCUCCGAUCGAUCUGUGGAAGUUUGCGUGUGGAUGAGCUGCUACCACAGCACAUUGGAAACAUGUCCUAUGCCCUGGGUCAAAUGGGCUUUCGACGCUGCCAGCCCCAUGAGCUCCGCUGCCGUGUGCAGCAAGCAGAUGAUUGCAUGGGCAAAACAGACGGCGCUUGCCAUGUGACCCCCCCAAUGAAGAAUUCCACCUGUCCACUACGAGAUAGAUACACUACAACCAC
Molecule: messenger RNA, 1193 nt
Organism: Durusdinium trenchii
Lineage: Eukaryota; Dinophyceae; Suessiales; Symbiodiniaceae
Source: the annotation of a GenBank genome assembly